UUGACUUAUGUUCUUCCUGUUGAUGGAUGGUACCAUAGAUUUAUAGGAUUCAAGAAUGGUUGCAGAUUUUAAAGGAUGGCUCAUUGUCCUUGUAAUCACUGGAAUGUUUACAAAUGUUUACAAGUAUGUGUGUUGAUUUGUACAGAGCCAAUCGGUGGAGAAAUUACAAUUGCAUUAGAGACAUCAUGGAUGGAUAGAGCUCCCCAAACAGAGAUGGGGAGACGAUUGAUGGAACAACUUAGAGAGGAAAAUUUUGCAAAGAAAGCCCCCACACAACCUGAGCGGAGAGGAUGCUACUACACAACUAUCCCUGCUUCGGUUAAACACAGGAACAUUUCUGCAGAUGAGCUGACUUUGCUGAAUUUGGACAGAACAAGCUUGCUAGAGACUUUCCUGGCCAAAAAUUAUCAAGGCCAAGAAGAUUUACUCUUGGGGGAGCUACAAUUCUCGUUCAUAGCGUUUAUGAUGGGACAGUCGCUGGAGGCGUUUAUGUAGUGGAAAGCAUUAGUCAGUCUUCUUUUGAGCUGCAGUGAAGCUGUAAGUACUAAUAUUUCUAUCUCAUGCUGCAUUUUAUUCUCGCUCCUUCAGUAUUGAUGAUUCAAAUGUCUACAUUCAUCUCCUCUGUAGUAUUGCUAUUCAGUUUGGAAAUUCAUAUGAAACUAGCUGGUUACCCAAAUGACCCUGGCUCGUUUUAAAGAACCCUGGCCCAUUUCAGCCCUCAAAUGACCCCUUUUGGCUCAAUAUUAUUUAUUACCUUUGACCCCAAAGAAGGUUGGAUGCUGGUGAACAAAUUGCAAACCUGAGAGAUUAAACCAAGUUUCAGGGUGAGAAAUUGAAACUGACCAGGUUCUGGUAGACAGCCCCAUAACAGUUUGUGAAAUGUGGUGGUAGUCUGGUCAAGAAGGAAUCUUACCUAAAUAUAUUCACAGUUGAACUGCUAAAUACAGUGACAUCAUUAUUUGUUGGGCCUAUCCCAAAUUCUCUUUUGGUCCCUGCUUUGGAUAGCCACUAGAAGGUAAUUAAGGUGCCUAUUAUUUAUUCAUAUUUGUUUAACCGAUGGUGGUCACAAGCUAUGUUUAUAUUUCUUCACCUUAAGGUGAUUACAAGCAAGGAGCUACAUGCAUUUAUCUGUACUAUUAAAAGCACGAGAGGGCACAUCCAACUCUCAAUCUAAACCGUUUAAUUACAUCAUCAAGGGUCUAAAAACGAUGUUAACGAAACUGACAGUUUUCGUUGGCGUUAAUUCCUCACCCCACGUCGUCCUGCCUCACCAAGCCCGCCCCGCCUCCUCCUGGUCGCCCCG
Molecule: messenger RNA, 1303 nt
Organism: Hordeum vulgare subsp. vulgare (domesticated barley)
Lineage: Eukaryota; Viridiplantae; Streptophyta; Magnoliopsida; Poales; Poaceae
Product: protein AAR2 homolog
Biological process (GO): spliceosomal tri-snRNP complex assembly
Source: RefSeq, a predicted model, not a curated record